GGUACCGAAAUUUCAGCACAUCAAUACUAUUUCAUAUUGACCUAGAAAAUUCUAAAAAUUAAUUCGGCAUCCUCAUAUAAAACAGUUCCUGGCGAAAAUAGAUUUUAGUAGAUAGCUGCAGAAAGAAUUUCCUAACACCACACACGAAUUUCAUCAGACGAGAAUGUUGCUUCGAUUCGCAUUAACUACCCUACCAGUGCGUUUUUGCGUGAAAGCAGGGGCUGCUGGGAAUGUAAUAAGAUCAACUUCCUUGGGACCAACUCUACAAAAUUGCCUAAAAUCGUGUAAUAUAAAUAUAUCGCGAAGUUAUGCUCGUGGGCCGACGCGUGGUUCUUACACUCGUAGCGAGGUGGGACGUAGACCUACUUUAAAGGAAAAGCUUAUGGGACCUCCUUCUGAAAACGCAUAUUCAAUUGGCAAAGGUGCAGCAGCAGGAGCAUCAGCUAUCGGACUUGGAGCAUUGUGCUUUUACGGUCUCGGUUUGAAUAAAGAUCCGAGUAUUUACACAAAUUCUUUGUUAUGGCCGGAGUUUGUCCGCGAAAGAGUUCACACUACUUAUGGAUAUUUCGGGGCAUCGUGUGCCAUAACAGCAGGAGCUGCAAUGGCAGUUUUUCGCUCACCUCGCUUGCUUUCGCUUGCAACAAGAAACGGAUGGAUGUCAAUGUUAGGUACUUUUGCUCUUAUGAUUGGUACCGGUGUUUUAACCCAAUCCAUCGAAUAUCAACCCGGCUUUGGCCCAAAACAAAUGGCUUGGGCCUUACACUGCGCCGUCAUGGGCGGAGUUAUCGCACCUAUGUGCUUCCUUGGAGGGCCAGUCCUUACCAGGGCUGCAUUGUAUACCGCUGGUAUUGUGGGUGGCCUUUCGACAGUAGCCGUAUGUGCACCAAGUGAUAAGUUUUUGUACAUGGGUGGUCCUCUGGCUGUAGGCCUUGGUUUGGUGUUUGCAUCAUCUCUAGCUUCUAUGUGGCUUCCACCAACCACAGCUUUGGGUGCAGGCCUAGCUUCGAUGUCACUUUAUGGUGGUCUAAUUCUUUUCGGAGGCUUCUUGCUUUAUGACACGCAACGUAUAGUACGCUACGCUGAGAAUCAUCCCCAAAUAUUCGCAAAACCCUACGACCCCAUUAAUGCAUGUCUUUCGAUAUACAUGGAUACGCUUAAUAUAUUUAUACGAAUUGCAACGAUAUUGGCAGGUGGUGGAGGAAAUCGACGGCAUUAAAAUUAUUCUCAAUUGGGAAUUACAAAAAUAACGUGAUAUGCUUACUAGUAACCAUUUUAGUGUGAUGCUUUAGCAGUUGAAAAAAACGUUUACCGACACUUAAA
Messenger RNA from Rhagoletis zephyria (snowberry fruit fly), 1320 nucleotides. Its product is annotated as growth hormone-inducible transmembrane protein. Lineage: Eukaryota; Metazoa; Arthropoda; Insecta; Diptera; Tephritidae. The record is from RefSeq and is a predicted model, not a curated record. Gene Ontology annotation, cellular component: mitochondrial inner membrane.